UCAACAGUGCGAAGAUUUUUAGCCUACGCCGAGAAAAAUAAUCAGUAUAAAGCCUGAAUCCAUGACCGUACAAUAAAUUUAAAAAAAUAUAUCAAUGUAAUUCAUGUGUCAUUAUUAUCUAUGUGGUAACUACUGAACUUGUGGCUGAACUGAGUUGAGAAUAAUUGCACCAAAUCAUUUAAUUUGACAAGGCAGCAUACUGAGACCUUUAUAAUAUGUACAAGAUAUAAAUAAGUUAUAAGGUGCCCAUUCAUAUGCGUGUUUAGACAGCGUCCACUCCAAGCUUGAGACAAAUCAAUGUGCUUAGUGAACGCCCGGCUCAAGCUACGUUUGCGGUUAUUGAAUUAAAAGCUUAAUUACUGUUAAAGCUAUCAUGUUUUUGUGUAAAAUAGCUUUAUUAUUUGUUUGUGCUACUUGCAUUGUUUGCAGUCGCAAUGAGGAGGUGAAAAGCGAAGAAGACGUAGGUGUUAAAUACGCGAAUCGUUGUGAAGUGUGUAAAGUUCUGGCCACGGAGUUGCAAAGCCGACUCGAAGAGACUGGUAAAGUUCAUGACGUUAUUGAAAUAGGAUAUUCUCUUGACGACGUUCAGCCACGAAAGAAGACUAAAUAUCAGAGAUCCGAGCUGAGAUUGAUUGAAUCCUUAGAUGGUGUUUGUGAAAAGAUUCUAGAGUACAAUAUUCAUAAAGAACGUCAGGACAGUACUCGGUUCGCAAAGGGCAUGAGUCAAACAUUCAAAACUCUGCAUGGGCUUGUCGCAAAAGGUGUCAAAGUUGAUUUAGGGCUCCCUUAUGAGUUAUGGGACAAGCCAUCUGCUGAAAUAACACAAAUGAAAACACAGUGUGAAAGUCUCCUAGAGGAUUAUGAAGAUAUUAUAGAAGAUUGGUACUGGGACCUACAGGGUAAAAAGGACUUGAAGAUUCACUUGUGUAGUGAUCAUGCAUUAAGAAAUUCUGAUAAGUCUUGCUUGUUUGAUGAACUGGUGUUGAAUAGUGAGCAAGUGCCUAAAGAAUCAGAUAAAAUCCUAACGAUAAAAUCAAAAGACGCAGAUAAAACGGGGAAUCUAAAUGAAAAUGAUGAUGUUGAUACUGAAGAACAGCAAAAGCGUAAAAUCGAGGCUGUUGAUUCAGUAGAAAAGUUGAGGAUAAAGAACAAACAUAUCAAGGAAGGUCUUUCAGACAAACCCAAUGUAAGGAAACCAGAAAACAAAAAUAGCAGACCUAGAGGUGACCGAGGUGAUGGAUACUGGACUGAAGCUGUAGAAAAUGACAAAAAACAGCUGGACCAGGAGGAAAUGCUCAACAAUGAACCUGAAAUGUCCAAUGAAAAAGUAUGGAUUCCGGAAGAGCUUUUGUCAGAGAGAGAGGAACUAUAAAUAUAAUUCUCAUCUUAAAAUAAAUACUGUGACUUUUC
This is a messenger RNA of Pararge aegeria (speckled wood butterfly), 1410 nucleotides long. It is a transcript of the gene CNPYb, whose product is annotated as protein canopy homolog 3. The record is from RefSeq and is a predicted model, not a curated record. NCBI's taxonomy places the organism in Eukaryota, Metazoa, Arthropoda, Insecta, Lepidoptera, Nymphalidae. Gene Ontology annotation, cellular component: endomembrane system. Gene Ontology annotation, molecular function: signaling receptor binding. The coding region runs from base 374 to 1372 and encodes 332 amino acids. The transcript has a single exon.